GCAGUGCAGAACAAAGAGACAUAGCAGUCGUGAAAGGCUGCUGGAGACUUUCUCAGGCACCAACGUUGGACAUUCGGUGGAUUGACCUGCACAAUGUGCACGGGGCAGUGCUCACGAUGCAUCGGCCUGAUGCUGCUUCCGCUGGCUUUUAGCUGCAUUGUAGCAAAUAUACUGCUCAUAUUCCCCAACGGUGAGAGAGAUUGGGUCGAUCAUAUCACCUUGCAGGUCUGGCUGAUGGGAGGAAUUGUCGGAGGUGGACUUUUUAUCCUGUGCCCUGGCUGUGCUGCCAUUCGUGCUGGAGGGAAAGGUUGCUGUGGAGCCGGUUGCUGUGGCAACAGAUGUCGGAUGCUGCGAUCUGUGUUCUCUUCCGCGUUUGGGGUGCUGGGCUCCUUCUACUGCCUGGUUGUGUCUGCAACAGCGCUGCGGAAUGGCCCGCUGUGUCUUGUCGAGUCCAGAGGUUGGGAUUACCCCUUCCAGAACCUUCCGAAUGGGACUAACUAUCUGACGAACCAGACUCUGUGGAAAAUCUGUACUAAGCCCGAUAACAUUGUGAUGUGGAACGUGGUCCUCUUCUCCAUUUUACUUGCGGCCAGUGUGAUCGAGCUGGUGUUAUGCGGCUUUCAGAUCAUUAACGCAGCCAUUGGGGUGUUCUGUGGAGACUGCAGGAAGAAAAAGAGGAAAUACGACGAUGAUCAGUAAUGUUCAGACCCAGAGAGGUGACCAUGUAGAAUUUAGCCCAGCAACCUGACAUGUCUUCAUGAUCCCAGCAGUAGGCUUACUCCUCCCCCUACUGUCCUAGUUCUACGUUUCAACGGUAUUGGUUUGUGAUGACUCUAGAAGAUGAUACCCUACAGCCAUGGAAACAAGACUUCUGACCGAGGAUCCAUCUCCAAAUUUACCACAUCUAACCAGAGGCUGAAUCACUCAAACAUUAUUCCUCACUACCUUAGAGUGGAUGUUCCCUCCACUGCUCUGCCUUCUCCACACUCCUCAUUUCCAUUAUUUUUCUUGCUCAUCCACUUACUUUUAUCUUCCAGUGUCUCUAGUGUUUCUCCUUCCUUUCUUCUGUUCUGUCUUCCUCCCUCCCUCUGUCUCUCUGUCUUUUUCUUUCUCCCUCUCCCUCUAUCCUGUUAUGUUUCGUAACUUCAAAACAUUAAAUUAAUUCAAAAGAAGACACAGUCCAAAAUGUGAGUCUAACUUUGAGUUUCCUUUAAGCGAGGCUUGCACGUAUCAUAUGGUAGAGUGAUAUUGUAUGCAAUUCAAGUAUCUGUACAUAUAACCAGUAAUCAAUUAUUUAAAUUCACAAGAAUGCUUAAACAAACAAUAUACAUACAUAGUUACUUAAAUACUACUGAUACAUCAAAUACACACAUCCCUCCCUCUCUCCAUCUCUCCAUACAUGUCCAGAGUACAAAUGUUAUGAAGAUUACUUUCUAACAGCAGCAACAGAACAGUACAUUAAAACAUAAGUUAACACAAACUUAAAUGGGUGUAAAUUACGCAUAACUUAUGUAACAAAAACAAGCAAAAUAAAAUGACAAGGCUAGAAUCGUCGACUGUACUUUUUUCCAUCGCUGCUGCCUGGCCUGCUGAGUUCCUACAGCAUUUUGUGUGUGCUGGGCCGAGUCGCUCCAGCAUUUUGUGUAUGCUGCUCACACAUAGACUUGUUCAGAUCUGGAACACAAUCCCUGACAGGGUUGUGAAGGCAUAGAAUCUCCCAACACUUAAGACCAUAAAACUAUAACAAAAUCUGCACAUCAACUCUUGUCUGCAAUUGUGUUCACUCACAAUCCUCAGUAGUAGAGUGCUGGAUUUUCAAUCCAACGACCUGAGUUCAAUUCCUAAUUGAGUCACUUCCCUUACAAAUAUAACCAUAUAACAAUUACAGCACGGAAGCAGGCCAUCUCGGCCCUUCUAGUCCAUGCCGAACUCUCACCUAGUCCCACCGACCUGCACUCAGCCCAUAACCCUCCAUUCCUUUCCUGUCCAUAUAUCUAUCCAAUUUAACUUUAAAUGACAACAUCGAACCUGCCUCAACCACUUCUGCUGGAAACUCAUUCCAGACAGCUACCACUCUCUGAGUAAAGAAGUCCAGCAAUGACUUGGCCUCCACAGCUUCCUGUACCCACACAGAUUCACCACUCUCUGGCUAAAAAAAUUCCUCCUCCCACCCUGAGCCAAUAGGCUGGUCCUGGACUUAUUUCCUGGCAUAAGUUACAUAUAAUUAUUUAAUUAUGUAUGGUUUUAUAUUGCUAUAUUUAUACUCUAUUCUUGGUUGGUGCAACUGUAAUGAAACCCAAUUUCCCUCGGGAUCAAUAAAGUAUGACUAUGACUAUUUCCAUUCUAAAUGGACAUCCCUCUAAUCUGAGGCUGUGUCCUCUGGUCCUAGACAGCCCUACAGUAGGAAACAUCCUCUCCACAUCCACUUUAUUGAAGUGUUUCAACAUUCGAUAGGUUUCAAUGAGAUCCCUUCUCAUUCUUCUGAAUCCUAGUGAAUACAGGCCCAGAGCCAUCAAAUGCUCCGCAUAUGACAAGCCUUUCAAUCCUGAAAUCAUUUUUAUGAAACUCCUUUGAACCCUCUGCAAUGUCAGCACAUCCUUUCUUAGAUAAGGGGCGCAAAGUAUCUGGAGAAACACAGGUCACAAGGCAGAGAAGUACUCAGACCAAAUUCUGGUAAAUGGAACUAAUGUUGAUGGUCAGCAUGGAUUCAAUUCGCAAACACGAGGAAAUCUGCAGAUGCUGGAAUUUCAAGCAACACACAUAAAAGUUGCUGGUGAAUGCAGCAGGCCAGGCAGCAUCUCUAGGAAGAGGUAAAGUCGACGUUUCGGCCGAGAUCCUUCGUCAGGACUAACUGAAAGAAGAGCUAG
Molecule: messenger RNA, 2867 nt
Organism: Mobula hypostoma (lesser devil ray)
Lineage: Eukaryota; Metazoa; Chordata; Chondrichthyes; Myliobatiformes; Myliobatidae
Gene: tm4sf5
Product: transmembrane 4 L six family member 5
Exons: 5
Coding region: 94-699 (201 amino acids)
Cellular component (GO): membrane
Source: RefSeq, a predicted model, not a curated record